UUCACCAUCAACAUGAAGGUAUUCGUCGUCCUCGUUCUGGCCCUCGCCUCCGCCUCCGCUGGGUUGCUGCCCCAGAUCGCUCCCGUGCAUCCCAAGGACAGGAGUGCCGCCUUCUCCAUCGAGGGUCGCAUCACCAAUGGUGAGAAGGCCGCAGAGAACCAGUUCCCCUACCAGGUGGGACUAAGCUUCACCAGCUCCGGUGGCAGCUGGUGGUGCGGUGGCUCCAUCAUCGACAAUAGCUGGGUUUUGACUGCUGCUCACUGCACCAGCGGUGCCUCCUCUGUGACCAUCUACUACGGAGCCACCGUCCGCACCAGCCCCAAGUUCACCGAGACCGUGGCUAGCAAGGACUUCAUCCAGCACGCCAACUACCUUUCCCUGACGGUCCGCAACGACAUCUCCCUGAUCAAGACCCCGAAGAUUGCCUUUUCCAGCGCCGUUGGCAAAAUCGCCCUGCCCGCCAUCGCCGGCAGCUACUCUACCUAUGUUGGAGACACCGCCGUCGCCUCUGGCUGGGGACUGACCGGCGAUAAGGAAAACGCGGUGGCCCCGGACCUGAACUUCGUCAGUCUUAAAAUCAUCGCAAACUCCGUUUGCCAGCAGACCUUCGGCAGUCUGAUCGUCACCAACAAUGUGUUGUGCGUGGAAACUACUAAUGCCAAGUCCACCUGCCAGGGUGACUCUGGUGGCCCGUUGGCUCUGAAGGACGUUCUCAUUGGCAUCACCUCCUUUGGAUCCGCCCAGGGCUGCGAGGCCGGCUACCCGGCUGCCUUCACCCGUGUGACCAGCUACUUGGAUUGGAUCAAGACUAACUCUGGAGUUAGCGCUUAAUCGGAUUACCGAACAUCGAGUUAAUGCAAUAAAAAAAAUGAUUCUAUGAAUUUCA
Messenger RNA from Drosophila serrata, 886 nucleotides. Its product is annotated as serine protease 3-like. NCBI's taxonomy places the organism in Eukaryota, Metazoa, Arthropoda, Insecta, Diptera, Drosophilidae. The record is from RefSeq and is a predicted model, not a curated record. Gene Ontology annotation, molecular function: serine-type endopeptidase activity. Gene Ontology annotation, biological process: proteolysis.